UAGGUUGACGUCAAAAAAUUAUAUUUACUUGUGUAUUGAUACAUACGGGUGUGCUCAAAUUUGUCUACAUGUACAAUACACAACUUACAGAAAAAAAUUGUACAGUACAUAUCAAUUAAGUCGACCUAUUGAAUUCAAUACUUUAUGAUGGCGUCCGGAUCUAAGGUCUCCUUCAAGAUAACCUUGACAUCUGAUCCCAAGUUGCCCUACAAAGUACUGAGCGUACCGGAAAAUACUCCGUUUACCGCCGUUCUUAAGUUUGCAGCAGAAGAGUUCAAAGUUCCGUCUGCAACGAGUGCUAUUAUAACAAAUGAUGGUAUAGGCAUCAAUCCAGCUCAGAGUGCAGGCAACGUCUUUCUCAAACACGGCUCAGAACUGCGUCUAAUACCUCGCGACAGAGUUGGAAACUGUAGUCAUAGUCAUCAUUAGCUAUUUUGAGUAGCAAAUACGCAAAUGAGAUAUUGACAAACCGGCAAUGACGUAAUAGUUCUAAUAACGUCAUCACCACCACUUUACACCCGGUGUCAUUGUCC
Messenger RNA from Corticium candelabrum, 533 nucleotides. Its product is annotated as ubiquitin-fold modifier 1. Gene Ontology annotation, cellular component: nucleus; cytoplasm. The transcript has 6 exons. The record is from RefSeq and is a predicted model, not a curated record. Bases 145 to 429 code for a protein of 94 amino acids. Gene Ontology annotation, biological process: protein K69-linked ufmylation. NCBI's taxonomy places the organism in Eukaryota, Metazoa, Porifera, Homoscleromorpha, Homosclerophorida, Plakinidae.